Molecule: messenger RNA, 1647 nt
Organism: Peniophora sp. CBMAI 1063
Lineage: Eukaryota; Fungi; Basidiomycota; Agaricomycetes; Russulales; Peniophoraceae
Source: the annotation of a GenBank genome assembly
AUGAACGUCGGGGUGCGCGCGGCCAUACUCAGCUGCCAUCGAUCUGGAGCUUUACUCUGGCAAGGCCGCUCAGCCUUCCAUCCUGUGCACCUCCCUGGCAGGCACUCGUCCCUCGAAUUACACAGGCGCCAUCAUACACGCACGCCGUCUCGGACUCGGCAAUUGUCUACCCUCACCGGCGAAGGCAGCAUAACUGCAACGACGGCUCUUACAGUCCUCGUUGGCUUGCCGAUUUCCCUGUGGGCGUACAAGUGCCUGAUGAUGUAUAUCUUUCAGAGGAAGAUCAUCUACAUGGGAUACAUUCCCAUGGGCGCACGUACCGAAACGCUGAAAGACGUGCCUAUCCCCAGCAACGUACACGCGGAACGGAUAGCUGUCUCCGGCGAGAGGAAGGCAUCGCUCUCGGGUGUACUGGUGUGGCACAAAUCUCGAGGCGAAGCAUUGCCAAAGCCUACGACGGUCAUGGUCUACUUCCAAGGCAACGCAGGCAAUACCUUACAGCGACUACCUAAGUUCGCAGCCCUACUUGACGCCGCACCGUCCACUCUCAUCCUCGCAGUCGCCCCGCGCUCGUUCUGGUCCUCCGGAGGCGGCAGACCCACCCAAGCCGGGUUGACAGCCGACUACCUCCGCCUUCUGGCAUACGCCUCCGAGCGCUUCCCUGAUGCGCGCGUCAUCGUAUACGGCCACUCUCUCGGCGCAUCAAUCGCUACAUGCGUGCUCGCGGCGACUCCAGCACCUCAGGUCCAUUCACUCGUGCUGGAGAACUCCUUCGCAUCGAUACCCGACAUGGUCCGAGCUCUAUACCCAGAGCGCUGGCUACCGUACCACUACAUGGGCGAUCUCGUAUGGGAUACGUGGGACGCAGUGGGCGCGGCGGGCGCUUCAAAGCCCGAUUCGGCCCUCGCGCGGGUGAUCAAAACACAGCGGAUGGUCGUGCUAGUCAGCGAGAAGGAUGAGCUUGUGCCGCCGAGUAUGGGUCGUGCCAUUGCGGAGAAGGCUGGGGAUGGUGCGAGAGUGGUAUCCGUGCGCGGCGCGCUGCAUGAGACGGGGUGGACAAGAAAGCAGUGGAAGGAUGAGAUGGGACGAUGGGAUGAGCGGAGGCGGCACAGAGGUGCAGUCCAGCAGACUUCACAUCGUCUUCUACCACCAAGCCAGUUUUUUUCGACAUCUUUCGACUCGCCAUACAUCAUGAAGUUUUGGGUCGCCAUCACAGCUCUUGCUACAUCCGCCAAUGCGACGUCCAUCUUGCCACGGGCGGCUGCAUCCAACGCAUCGCUCUCGAUAGUCCAGCCCACUUAUCUGCAAGACAUCGGUUCGUCGGGAGAUCAAUUUGAGAUCGUUCUCAAGGAGAGUUACAACAGCGCAAACUACAACGUGACGGAAGUCUCCGUCGUCAUCGGCAUCAACCCGUGCGGCGAUGACGAUAUAUGCGGCGAUGCGCCAACGCAGGCCUGGGGCGAUGUCCUAUACAAUGGCCGGAUAACAGGAGGAGAGCUGUCCGUGAAAGCGACGGUUCCGGAGAACUUCUUGGACGGACGCGCGGAUUUCCACGUAUACCAUGUCGCUGUGACCCGGGGCAGUCCGACUGAGUCGGUCAAGCUGUUCACGGAGAUUCAGCAGGUGACGGUUAUCGUCUCACCUUAG